AUGUAUCGCUCGUUGUUGAAUAGUAUUGGAAUCCUCUGCCUCGCGGCGCUCUGGCGCCCCGUGGCAGCGAUGGGCUCGGGAAACACAGCGUACAUGAGACGCGUCCUGCUAGCAGCGCAGGCAGGGCUCGAUCCGAGCCUCGUUCUCGAUGAUAAGAUGGACUUUCAUUCUCUGAUUUCCCAUCCACCGCAUCAAGAGCCUCCUCCCGAGACGGAGUUUGUGACGAUCCCUAUCGACCAUAACGAUUCGUCUGUCGGCACGUACCAGAAUCGAUACUGGGUGUCGGAGAAGUUCUUCCAGCCCGGAAGCCCGGUCAUCAUGUACGAUGCGGGCGAGCUCAAUGCGCAGAACCUAGCCGCAUUGCACCUGGCGUCGGAUACGUCUUUUUUCACAAGACUGCUGAAGGAGUUCAAUGCCAUGGGCAUUGUAUGGGAACAUCGCUACUACGGAGAAUCUGCGCCUUUCCCCAUCAGCUUGGACACGCCCCCGGAGCAUUUCAAAUACCUGACGACGCGGCAAGCCAUCGAAGACAUCCCCUACUUCGCGCAGAACUUCACCCGCGUCAAUUACACCGAUGUCGACCUCACCCCGAAAGGCACGCCGUGGGUGAUGGUAGGCGGGUCGUACGCCGGUACGCGAGCGGCGUUCAUGCGCAACGAACACCCCGAAACAAUCUUCGCGGCGCUCUCCUCGUCGGCGCCCAUCCAAGCGCAGGUCGACAUGACCAGCUACUUCGACCAGGUGUAUCGCGCGAUGGUCGCCAACGGGUACUCGAACUGCACGAGAGACAUCCACGCGGCGUACCAGUACAUCGACGGCCAGCUGGCGGAAGACACGGGCAGCGCAGCGGCGAUCAAAAGGCUCUUCUUCGGCGAGGAAGGCGCGCAGAACUCCAACGAGGAUUUCACGGGGGCGCUGACCCAUCUAUACGAUUACUUCCAGGGAUACGGCCUCGGCGGCGUGAAUGGCAACAUCGCGCAACUCUGCGACCACAUCGAACACGACCCAAGCACAAAUCAAACGGCCGGGCCGGACGGCGUGGCUGCCAUGUAUGGCGGGAGGUACGCUGCAGAGCGCAUGGCGGCGUGGCCGUUACUGGUGCGCGUGACGAACUCAAACCUCGGGCUUAACUGUGGGCCGGAGAACGACACGCUCCCGGUCAACUGCGAGCUGGGAAAGCCCAGCACCGACGCAGACACGAUCAGCUGGAGCUGGCAGUACUGCACGGAGUGGGGGUUCUACCAGAGCAACAACGCAGGCGAGCACGCGCUGCUGUCGCGGUUCCAGACACUCCAGUACCAGCAGGAGAUAUGCAAUCGGCAGUUUCCGGACGCCGUCGCGGCGGGGGUAUUGCCCGCGACGCCGGAAGCAGACCGCGUGAAUAGCGAAUUCGGAGGGUGGACGGUGCGGCCGUCGAAUACGAUGUUCAGCGUGGGGGAGUUCGACCCGUGGCGGACGCUGUCGGUGCUGUCGGCGGAGGAGUUUGCGCCGCAGGAUGUGGUCUGGUCGAGUGAUGUACCGCGGUGUGGGGAGGUCCGUGAUACGGUGUUUGGAUAUGUGGUUCCCAAUUCGGAACACUGUUUUGAUUUCCAGCUUAUAUCUGACGAGGGUAAGGCGUCGAUGGAAGUGUUCAAGAGUGCGCUGAAGCAGUGGUUGCCGUGUUUUGUGAAGGGGGUGGGAGGUGAAGCGUGA
Molecule: messenger RNA, 1692 nt
Organism: Aspergillus campestris IBT 28561
Lineage: Eukaryota; Fungi; Ascomycota; Eurotiomycetes; Eurotiales; Aspergillaceae
Product: putative serine peptidase, family S28
Exons: 3
Coding region: 1-1692 (563 amino acids)
Biological process (GO): proteolysis
Molecular function (GO): dipeptidyl-peptidase activity; serine-type exopeptidase activity
Source: RefSeq, a predicted model, not a curated record